Messenger RNA from Penicillium robsamsonii, 1602 nucleotides. RefSeq names its product amidohydrolase. The record is from RefSeq and is a predicted model, not a curated record. Lineage: Eukaryota; Fungi; Ascomycota; Eurotiomycetes; Eurotiales; Aspergillaceae. Bases 1 to 1602 code for a protein of 533 amino acids. The transcript has a single exon. Gene Ontology annotation, molecular function: hydrolase activity, acting on carbon-nitrogen (but not peptide) bonds.
AUGACAUCCGUUUUCAAGAAUGGGCGCAUCUUCUUGCCAUCGCAAAACUCAAAUAAUGAGGGGGACUUUGCUGACAGCAUGAUUAUCGAGAAUGACAAGAUCUCCCAUGUCGGCUCUCUUGAUGGAAUAACCCUCCCAGAAAAUGCAACUGUCAUUGACCUGGAAAGUCGCACUGUUAUUCCAGGCUUCAUCGACGCCCAUGUGCACAUCCUGCAGUACGGGCAAUCAUUACGCAAAGCCGAUCUCAUCGCAUGCACCUCCCUCGAUCAAAUCCGUGAAGCCAUUAAAUCCUACGCAGAAGCCCAUCCAUCUUUGCCGCGCAUAUUAUGCCGAGGCUGGAUCCAAUCAUCUACCAAUGGAGUCGCAUUGGCAAGUAUGCUGGAUGGUAUCGACCCACGUCCCAUUUUUAUUGACUCCUUCGACCUCCACUCCAUGUGGUGCAGCGCGGCUGCUCUCGAUGAAAUGGGGGCUCAUACAGCCCCCGAUCUUCCCGGUGGAACCAUCCACCGCGAUGAAAAUGGAAGAGCUUCAGGCCUACUUGACGAAUCCGCUCUCAUGAACUUUGCAUGGCCUCAUCUAGAAAGUGUAACCUCCACGGAAGACAAAUUGAGUGCGUUGGACACUGCAAUUGCCACAUACACAGCUGCCGGGUAUACGGGACUAGUGGAUAUGGCUAUGGAUGAAGGAGCCUGGGAGAUUCUGAAUCUCUACCGUCAGAAUCAUACCAUCCCAUUCCACAUCGGCGCACACUGGCUCGUCCCUUUCUCAGCAGAUCAAACCGCCAACUUCAAUUACGUCGACCGGGCAAUUGAGCUACACAACCAGUACAGCCAGCCCGACUUCCAUGUCCUCGGAAUAAAGCUCAUCUGCGAUGGCGUUGUCGACGGAUGCACUGCCGCUCUCCUUCAACCUUACACUGGUCAAUCCGAUCCCGUCGAGCCAAUCUGGCCAGAGGAUAUGCUACAAGAAGUUGUCCAGCGCGCUGACUCGGCGGGCCUCCAAUGCGCAAUCCAUGCGAUAGGCGAUAAAGCGAUCCACCAAGCAAUCAAUGUGUUAUCGAGAGUCGGCACGCCAGGUCGGAGACACAGAAUCGAACACCUGGAGCUGACAACAUCGGACGACGCUAAGCGGCUCGGUGAGCUGGGUAUCACGGCCUCUAUCCAGCCCGUGCACUCCGAUCCCAUGCUUUUCAAGGCGUGGCCUGGUCUUGUGGGACCUGACCGCUGUAAGCGCGCUUUCGCCUACAAGGACUUCUUAGAUGGGGGUGCUCGUAUUGCGAUAGGUACGGAUGCGCCUACUGCGUGUCACUUCCCCUUCCCCAAUCUUUACAAUGCUACUACUAGGCGCUCGGCGCUGGAGACUGAGACUGAUAAUACUGUAAAUGAACAUUUCAGGUUGGGGUUGGCCGAGGCGGCUACAGGUGCUACAGGUGGUGCGGCUUAUGCACGGUUUGCUGAUUCAUGGACUGGAAGUCUGCGGAGGGGAUUGUAUGCGGAUUUCUUAGUUGUUGAUAUGCAGUGGAUGCCGGAGAGAUUGCUUGAAGCGAGUGUCUGUCAGACUUGGUAUCGGGGGAAGAAAGUUUUUGAUUCGUCAAGUGAUUGA